Corylus avellana is the source of this 5481-nucleotide messenger RNA. RefSeq names its product ABC transporter C family member 2. Gene Ontology annotation, biological process: transmembrane transport. The record is from RefSeq and is a predicted model, not a curated record. Gene Ontology annotation, molecular function: ATP hydrolysis activity; ATP binding; ABC-type transporter activity. NCBI's taxonomy places the organism in Eukaryota, Viridiplantae, Streptophyta, Magnoliopsida, Fagales, Betulaceae. Gene Ontology annotation, cellular component: membrane.
CUACAGAUUGUGGGACUUUUGUCCGGCUAACAAAUACCAACAACGUCGUCUUUCCGAUUCUCCACUAGCGUUUUGGCGCAGUGAGAAUCCAUUCCAAAUUCCGAUUCCCUCUGCUCUACAUCACCAUUGCUCGGCUUCAGGGAAAGCAGGAAUAGCUUAGUGUGGAAACUUAGAAGCAUCAAAGUCAUAUAAGUUGUGAAAGACAAAUCCAUUUGGAAAAGGAGAGUAUUGUGGAUUAUGUGCUUUUAAGCAAAGAGCUUUUCCUGGUGGUGGAGUGAUAAAACAAAAAUGGCUUUCGAGCCAUUGCUUUGGUAUUGUCGGCCGGUGGCAAAUGGGGUGUGGGCAAGAGCAGUGGAGAAUGCAUUUGGUGCAUACACGCCAUGUGCAGUUGACACUCUAGUCGUCUGCAUUUCUCAUUUGGUUGUUCUGGGUCUGUGCUGCUACAGGGUAUGGCGAAUCAAGAAGGAUUUCAAUGUCAAGAGGUUCUGUCUGAGGUCCAAGUUUUAUAACUAUGUGCUGGGUUUAUUGGCUGCUUAUUGCACUGCUGAGCCUUUAUUUAGAUUAAUCAUGGGAAUUUCGGUCUUAAAUUUGGAUGGGCAGACUGGAGUUGCGCCAUUUGAGACUGUUUCUCUGCUCAUUGAGGCUCUUGCUUGGUGCUCUAUGCUGGUCUUGAUUGGUGUAGAAACUAAAGUCUACAUCCGUGAGUUUCGAUGGUUUGUCAGAUUUGGGGUCAUUUAUGCUUUAGUUGGGGAUGCUGUAUUGCUCAAUCUGGUUCUUUCAGUGAAGGAGUUUUAUGAUAGGUCCCUAUUGUAUUUGUACAUCAGUGAGGUUAUCGUCCAGGUUUUGUUUGGAAUACUUUUAUUUGUGUAUGUUCCUCAUUUGGAUCCCUAUCCUGGUUAUAUGCCUAUGCGGACUGAAUCAGUUGAUGAUGCUGCAUAUGAUGAACUUCCUGGUGGAGAGCAAGUAUGUCCUGAGAGGCAUUCCAGCAUAUUUUCAAGAAUAUUCUUUUCAUGGAUGAAUCCCAUAAUGAAGCUAGGCUAUGAAAGACCUAUCACAGAGAAAGAUGUCUGGAAAUUAGAUGCUUGGGAACGGACUGAAACACUAAACAAUAAGUUCCAGAGAUGUUGGGCUGAGGAAUCUCGGAAGCCAAAACCAUGGCUUUUAAGAGCCUUAAAUAGUAGCCUUGGGGGAAGGUUUUGGUGGGGAGGCUUUUGGAAGAUCGGCAAUGAUCUUUCCCAGUUUGUGGGGCCGCUCAUCUUAAAUCAACUCUUACAGUCAAUGCAACGUGGGGAUCCAGCAUGGAUUGGGUAUAUCUAUGCCUUCUCAAUAUUUCUUGGAGUGGUUUUUGGUGUCUUAUUUGAAGCUCAGUAUUUUCAGAAUGUAAUGCGAGUUGGUUACCGGCUGAAAUCAACCUUGAUUGCCGUUGUAUUUCGGAAAUCUUUAAGGCUAACUCAUGAAGCUCGCAAGAAAUUUGCAUCUGGGAAAAUCACCAACUUGAUGACAACUGAUGCCGAGGCACUUCAGCAAAUAUGCCAAUCACUUCACACUUUGUGGUCAGCUCCAUUUCGUAUUGUCAUUGCUAUGGUUCUUCUUUACCAGCAAUUGGGCGUUGCUUCACUUAUUGGAGCUUUACUGCUAGUUCUUUUGUUCCCCAUACAGACGCUUGUGAUAAGCAAAAUGCAGAAAUUGUCUAAGGAGGGGUUACAGCGUACAGACAAGAGAAUCGGUCUCAUGAAUGAAAUAUUGGCUGCCAUGGACACUGUGAAAUGUUAUGCAUGGGAGAGUAGUUUCCAAUCUAAAGUACAAAGUGUUCGGACUGAUGAAUUGUCUUGGUUCCGUAAAGCAUCUCUACUAGGAGCGUGCAAUGGAUUUAUACUAAAUAGCAUACCAGUUGUGGUUACUGUGAUUUCAUUUGGAAUGUUCACUUUGCUUGGGGGUGAUCUGACACCUGCGAGAGCAUUUACUUCCCUUUCUCUGUUCGCAGUGCUUCGCUUCCCCUUAUUCAUGCUCCCUAAUAUAAUAACUCAGGUGGUUAAUGCAAAUGUAUCCUUAAAGCGACUUGAGGAGCUACUCUUAGCUGAAGAAAGAAUUCUUCUACCAAACCCACCUCUUGAUCCAGGACUACCAGCUAUCUCAAUCAAGAAUGGAUACUUUUCUUGGGAUUCUAAGGCAGAGACGCCCACAUUGUCAAAUAUCAAUUUGGAUAUACCUGUUGGUAGCUUAGUUGCAAUUGUUGGCAGUACUGGAGAAGGGAAGACAUCACUUGUUUCUGCAAUGCUUGGGGAGCUUCCUCCAGUCUUAGAUACCAGUGUUGUUAUGAGAGGAGCAGUUGCCUAUGUUCCACAAGUUUCAUGGAUUUUCAAUGCAACUGUGCGUGAUAACAUUUUAUUUGGAUCUGCUUUUCAAUCAGCAAGAUACCAGAAGGCAAUUGAUGUGACUGCAUUGCGGCAUGACCUUGACCUACUACCUGGAGGUGAUCUUACUGAGAUUGGUGAGAGAGGGGUCAAUAUUAGUGGUGGGCAAAAACAAAGAGUGUCUAUGGCCAGAGCUGUGUACUCUAAUUCUGACGUAUACAUUUUUGAUGACCCCUUAAGCGCUCUGGAUGCUCAUGUGGCUCGACAGGUUUUCGAUAAAUGCAUUAAGGGAGAACUAAGAGGAAGGACCAGAGUCCUUGUCACAAAUCAGUUGCAUUUUCUGUCACAGGUUGAUAGAAUCAUUUUGGUCCAUGAAGGGAUGGUGAAAGAAGAGGGAACAUUUGAGGAGCUCUCUGUUAACGGCAUACUGUUCCAAAAGCUAAUGGAAAAUGCGGGAAAGAUGGAAGAAUAUGUGGAAGAAAAGGAAGAGGGUGAUAACAUUGAUGAUAAGACCUCCGCAAAACCUGUCGCCAAUGGGUUGGUGAAUGAUUUUCCAAAGAAUGCAAACGAUACAAAUAAACCAAAGGAAGGAAAAUCUGUCCUUAUCAAGCAGGAAGAACGGGAGACAGGUGUUGUUAGUUGGAAUGUCUUGAUGAGGUAUAAGGAUGCAUUAGGAGGCCUAUGGGUGGUUGGUAUACUCUUUUUAUGCUAUGUGAUGAGUGAAGUUCUACGAGUUUCAAGUAGCACUUGGUUAAGCCAUUGGACUGAUCAAGGCACUUCGAUUAAAUACAGUGCUGGUUACUACAAUCUGAUAUAUGCAGCUCUAUCAUCUGGUCAGGUUUUGGUCACGUUGGUAAACUCUUAUUGGUUGAUCACUUCAAGUCUUAAUGCUGCCAGAAGGUUGCAUGAGGCCAUGCUUAAGGCCAUACUAAGAGCUCCAAUGGUCUUCUUCCACACCAAUCCACUUGGACGGAUCAUCAACAGAUUUGCAAAGGAUCUAGGGGACAUUGAUCGGAGUGUUGCUCCAUUUGUAAAUAUGUUUCUUGGCCAAGUAUCACAGCUUCUUUCUACUUUCAUCUUGAUAGGAAUUGUGAGCACAAUGUCUUUAUGGGCCAUAAUGCCACUUUUGGUUUUGUUUUAUGCGGCCUACCUAUACUAUCAGAGCACAGCACGUGAAGUAAAGCGCUUAGACUCCAUCAGCAGAUCUCCUGUUUAUGCACAAUUUGGAGAAGCGCUGAAUGGUCUAUCAACCAUUCGUGCAUACAAAGCUUAUGAUCGGAUGGCAGACAUCAAUGGAAAAUCUGUGGACAACAAUAUUAGAUUUACCCUUGUGAACAUGAGUGGAAACCGCUGGCUCGGAAUCCGUUUGGAAACAUUGGGAGGCCUCAUGAUAUGGUUUACAGCAACCUUUGCUGUUAUGCAGAAUGGGAGGGCCGAAAACCAGCAGGCAUUUGCCUCCACCAUGGGUCUUCUUCUUAGUUAUGCUUUAAACAUUACAAAUCUGCUGACUGCUGUACUAAGACUUGCAAGUCUGGCUGAGAAUAGUUUAAAUGCAGUUGAGCGGGUUGGCACAUAUAUAGACUUGCCUUCAGAAGCUCCACUUGUUAUCGAGAGCAACCGGCCCCCUCCUGGAUGGCCUUCAUCAGGAUCUAUCAAGUUUGACGAUGUUGUCCUCCGUUAUAGGCCUGAACUUCCUCCUGUCCUGCAUGGGUUAUCUUUCACAAUUUCUCCAACUGACAAGGUGGGAAUUGUUGGAAGGACCGGGGCAGGGAAAUCUAGCAUGAUCAAUGCCUUAUUUCGUAUUGUAGAGCUGGAAAGAGGAAGGAUCUUAAUUGAUGAUUAUGACAUUGCAAAGUUUGGACUGAAUGAUCUACGUAAAGUUCUUGGAAUCAUACCACAGUCGCCAGUUCUCUUUUCAGGGUCUGUGAGAUUUAAUCUUGAUCCUUUCAAUGAACACAAUGAAGCUGACCUUUGGGAGGCAUUGGAGAGGGCACAUUUGAAAGAUGUCAUCAGGAGGAAUUCUUUUGGUCUUGAUGCUGAGGUUUCGGAAGCAGGGGAAAAUUUCAGUGUUGGACAGAGGCAACUAUUAAGUCUUGCUCGAGCACUGUUGCGGAGAUCGAAAAUACUGGUUCUUGAUGAGGCUACUGCAGCUGUUGAUGUUAGAACUGAUGCUCUUAUUCAGAAAACUAUUCGAGAAGAAUUUAAAUCAUGUACAAUGCUUAUUAUUGCUCAUCGACUUAAUACCAUAAUCGACUGUGAUAGGAUCCUUCUGCUUGAUGCUGGUCAGGUUCUAGAAUAUAAUUCCCCAGAGGAAUUGCUGUCAAAUGAAGAUAGUGCUUUCUCUAAGAUGGUUCAAAGUACAGGGGCUGCAAAUGCACAGUACUUACGCAGCUUAGUACUCGGAGGGGAAGGAGAAAACGAGUCGGUAAGAGGUGAGAACAAGCAGGUAGAUGGACGGAGGAGAUGGCUAGCCUCUUCCCGAUGGGCUGCUGCUACCCAGUUUGCCCUUGCUGUUAGUCUAACCUCAUCACAGAAUGAUCUUCAACGUCUGGAAAUAGAAGAUGAGAACAGUAUCCUCAAGAAAACAAAGGAUGCAGUAAUAACCCUACGGGGAGUUUUGGAAGGAAAGCAUGACAAAGUAAUUGAAGAGUCGCUUGAUCAAUACCAGAUCUCUAGAGAUGGAUGGUGGUCAUCUCUUUACAAGAUGGUUGAAGGCCUUGCUACGAUGAGCCGGUUAGCUCGAAACAGGCUUCAACGAUCGGAAUAUGAUUUUGACGACAGAGCUAUUGACUGGGAUCAUGUUCAAAUGUAGGCACAAUGUCUGUUUUAGUUAACAGGCUUCAUAGCUUUCUCUGACGCAGACACAUUCACACGCAUUUGUGACUGCAACCACUGUAUUUUUUUGUCAAGCAUCUUCAAAAAUCUCCAAAGGAUGAAGAAGAUGCAUGGGAGAGAAUUGCAUGGCACAAUAAGGCACACUAUGUAAAAUUUGCCCUUCAGUUCCUGACUUUAUAUACAGUAUAGAAAGGUUGGAUUGCCUUUUUCUAUCAUGUAAUGUUGGACUGUAAAGGAAAUUAUUGAACUGAUUUAUUCAAAAUGAGCCAUGAACAGCUUUUUCUGCUUGUAA